Messenger RNA from Cladocopium goreaui, 1236 nucleotides. The record is from the annotation of a GenBank genome assembly. Lineage: Eukaryota; Dinophyceae; Suessiales; Symbiodiniaceae.
AUGAAGCCGUCAAACCCGAGGCUGGAGCAAUUGGAUGCGUCUGUUGUAAGCACCUGUGGUCUGAUGUACUAUCUCUUCGACCUUGCUGAGACUGCCCGUCUUGAUGCCAAGUCAAGCUUUGCACUGAGUCAUCUGAAAAAAUGUGCUCUGAUUGCCGUGGGCAGGUUGAACAAUGACGGUGGUGGCUUUUGCUAUCUCACUGAGUCCCGCCGACUGCAGAUUCAAGGGUCUGGUGUGGUCAAUUUGAGGGGAUUCAUGCAUGAAGACGAUGAUACACAUGGCAAUGUGCUGGUGGCAUUUUCAAAGCUUUGGGCUGACAUGAAAACUGCAACCAUCCUUUCGUCUGCGUUUGAUGCUGCUUCUUUCAUGGACCUGACAGUCUUCCUGGCCAAGUGUGUCAAGUUCAAAAGAUCCAGGAAGGCACAUGCCCUAAGUUCCAAUGGACUUGCUUUCAGAAAUUUGCUUCGGAAUGCGGUGGUGAAAUUCUUGGCUUCCUCCAUUGACGUUCUGGUCAUGCAAGCUCAAGUCAAUGGUGACAUUGAGCAGCGGCAGAUUCCAUCACGUGGACGCAGGAGGAGAAGAUCAAGUGAUGCCCUUGUACCUGCAGUGGAUGGUGAUGAAGAAGCAGAGGAAAAUCCAAGUAGCAGCAAGGCCCGUAAAGGCCGAGUGCAGGUUGAUAUGAACACGAUUUGGGAGAUGCAUGAACAUGCAAAUGAGAUUGGACUUUCACUCCCUGCUUAUGUCCAAACAAAGGAACGGGAUCGACAUGGAGGUUGCCACGCCCAAACUUGUCAAAUGUGGCUUCGCAAAAUACACAAGAUGUAUGCAACCAGGUCUUCCCUGAGCUUUCUUGAUGUGCAGCAGGUCAAUGUCAUCACAGAUGCUAGCCGAUUCUCUGGCAGAGAGACUUUGAUCAGUGUGGCUUACAGCCCCGAGAACAAUGUUGCUGUGUACCUCAACAACCAAUUUCUUCGCAGUGGCAGGCAUGUGGGCCCAGAAGAUUUGCUGCUCGAAGGGACAUUGGAUAUGCUGGUUGCACAGCGCAAGGUGCAACGCAUUGCUGCAUAUGCACAACUCGAAGCAAUCAACAACCAGUUGAAACAUUUGUCAGAUGGGAAAAUGACAAUCGCCAGCUUUGACUUUGGGAAGAGUGGCCUUGCCAAGGCUAUGCAACCUUUGACGCCGAGCCAGCUGAGAGUUGUGACCAGGGAUAGCAACUCACUGGUGACUCUGUGA